This is a messenger RNA of Styela clava, 4446 nucleotides long. RefSeq lists its product as uncharacterized. The record is from RefSeq and is a predicted model, not a curated record. Gene Ontology annotation, cellular component: cytoplasm. NCBI's taxonomy places the organism in Eukaryota, Metazoa, Chordata, Ascidiacea, Stolidobranchia, Styelidae.
GAUUUUUGUAACAGGACCCGACUUUGUAUACGUUUUCAUUCGUUCGUUUUUUCAUAUAUUUUUCAGUUUUUGGGCUUAAAGCGUUGGCAGGGCCAUAUAACAAGAACUAAUGUAAUAAUCGGAUCAAAUUACCUGUGACAAAAUAGCGCCGAGAGAAUAGAGAUUCGCAAGCAAAAUAGCCAGAGGGCUUGCUGGCUGUUACUGACAAAUCAGAAAUUCAAAAUGGAUGGCAAGUACUUUGUGUUGUUCAUAUUUGUUUGUUUUCCGUGGGAAAGUUUGGGGAAAAGAAUUGUCAAACGACAUGGAGAGGAAAACCAUGGCUGUGAUGACGGAAAAUACGGGAUUUCAAUUGAUUUACAUGGAGAUAGUGAUUACAAAUGUUACGAAAAUUCGCCAUGGAAAGCAGACACAAUUGGACGAUUUGAUCCUAGGUGUUAUAUGACAGAAUCAGCAUAUCAUGUCUGUAUAGACAAGACUAUUGAUGACUUAUACGAAAGUAAUAUCCCUCAUAGUGGACCACAUAGAAAAGUAUGGGGACAAUACGGUGAAUAUAACUAUAUCCCACCAGGGAGAUAUGUCCAUAACUUAGAACACGGUGGGGUUGUGUUUAUGUAUCACCCAUGCGCACCACAAGAGGGUAUCAAUCAACUGAGACAAUUAGCCACGUCAUGUUUAUAUAGAUAUAUCCUCACUGCAUUUCCAAAACUUACAAAGAAAUAUCCAUUUGCUGUUCUCACUUAUGGUUGCAUUUUCCGCAUGUCGAAAAUUGAGCCAAAUAAUAUCAGACGCUGGAUAAGAGGUCGUUUAGGUUUAAGCCCUGAGUCCAAUGUAUAUGGAAAUGGGGAAUAUAAUUUUGGUCUGCUUGUUCCUUCUAUUGAACCUACAAAUUUCGAAGUCACGAAUUCAACGUUUUGUCCGGACGUUUCUACUCAAAGUUUACCACAUGAAGAAGAUGUUCAUGAAUCGGACUCAGAUAUCGUUAAAGAUAGAAAAGAUUAUAAUCAAGCAAGAAUAUUUCAACAUGAUGAAUCAGAUAUCCGAAAAACAGAGUCAGUUGUCGACAAGAAUUAUUUUGUAGAUACGUCUGAUUCCAAUCAAGAAGGAAUAUUUCAUCACCAUGGAUCAAGUACUCUAAAAACGGACUCAGUUUUUAAUAACAAUUAUUUAGAAGAUAUUUCUCCUCCAAACCCAACUGCUCGAAAUAGCUACGCAUAUGAAGAUUCUAAUUUUCCAAAAAUGGACUCAAAUAAUUUCAAAGAAACGCCUAUUUUUCACAAUCAAGAGGGCACAUUUCCUCAUGAAUCUGGGACUUUAGUAGAAUCACCAGGAGUAUUUGAAAGUAAAGAUAUGACUAAUCCUAGUCUUAUCAAUCAGGAAAGAAUAUUUCCGCAUGAAUCUGAGACGAUCUCCGAAGAAUCAUCUGAAAUAUCUCCGAGUAAAGAAAUGACUAAUCCUAGUUUUUUCGAUCAGGAAAGAAUAUUUCCGCAUGAAUUCACGACCCGCACGACACUUAGAAUGAUUUUAGAAGAAGCUUCACCUACUGAGUUAACAACACCUGGAACCAUUUUAGAAGAACAGCACGAAGCAUAUGAAGCUUUAUCUACUGAUUUACCGACAUACGAAGCGUCGUUGCCAGAAAAUACGCAAAAUCCUACUUUUUCACAUAUUGAAGUGCUGACUGCGGUAGAAGCUAAGUUUCAAACUUCUCUCAUUGAAGACCAAAAUAAAAGUAAAAAUAAUUAUACCCCUGAAGUACAAAUUGUAGAAUCGAAAAACACGUUUUUCUGGAUUAUAGCAUCAUUUCUCUGCUUUGCAUUAGGAGCUAUUCUCGGCAUCACAGCAACAUGUUGCUGUCAAAAGAAUAGGGGUGAAAUAACGGUGCCAGUGAGAGCAUGGAGUGAAAAAAACAGUGCCGAUUCGUUCAGUAUUGCGGCCGUGGUGCGAAAAAUUCCUGCCAGUUUUGGAUCCUCAGGAAGACACAAUACUGAUGAAUAUCGAAGACUGGAAGCAAAUGAAUUGUCAUCUGAUGAUGACAAUAACACUGUGUGAAUUGUAGGAAUGCAACUAUUAAUUACAUUGUCAUUUUGGCCUGUGACUGACAAUUUAUUUUUUUUUUUAAUUUGCCCAAACAAAGUUUACAUACUCUCACAGAAAUGAAGAAGACUGAUCUCCUUGAGAAGUUAAUUAAGGGUGUAUUUAUGUAUGAUAAUGGCAAAUUAGUUUAUUUUUAAGGAAUUUUCCCCAAGCUGGGGUCAUGGUUACCUUCUCAGUAAUGGAAAAUACUCGUUUCUGAGUGAAGUUAUAUACAAUAAUACAACCACUGAAAGAAAUUAUCCAAGAGCCACUGAGAUUAUUUGUGAGUACCUAUGGCCACGAGAUCUAGAUUUGGGAAUUAUAUAUUUAUCUCGGGGGAGAGAAAAGCCGAUAAAGAUGGCUUAAUCAUAUGAGAUACCAUGACCUCUUGUCCGAUUUGUUAGCCAUUUAUUUGUUUCAGAUGCAUGUACUAAAUUCCAAAUAUCUGUAAAUUCGCUUAAUCUCUUUAAUUGUAGGCAUUCAUUUCAUAGGCAAAUUUCUUUUAAAAUAAGUUGUCACCAAAUAGUAUAUGGCCCAUUUUAACUUACGGUAGUUUCAUUAUAGUAAAAUUCCUUGAAUAUUAGGAUUUACACUUUCCGUUGAGAUUCUGACUAGCGCACAACAUUCAACUUUCAUUUGUGCACCUAUUUACUGGGGUUUCCAUUAAUAAUUAUAUGGUAGCUUUUGACUUAGUUUCAUUCUGGUGAGUAGAAUUUUCACUUUUCGUUGAGAUGAGAUUCUGACUUGCACCCAACCUGCAGUGGUAAGAUGUAUUUAAUUUUCAUUUGUGCAUUACCGGUAGGUAUUCAAUGAGAAUAAUUAUAUGGUACCUUUUGACUUACCGUAGUUUCAUUUUGGUAAAAUUUACAGUUUUUGUUUGUACUUGAGUUUUCAUUGGACAAAGCAUCCAACUGGCAGUGGUAAAAUGUAUUUAACUGUCAUUUGUGCACUUAUUUAAUGAGGAUAAUUAUACAUGAUACCUUUUGACUUUGGAUUAUUUCUCCAUUGAUAUUUAUAUGGUACAGUUUACCUUAGUUUCAUCAGUGUAAAAUUUAUGGUCGUGGAUUUUGGUCUUAUUUUAUUUCUUUUAAAUUUUGUUUAAUGUAUGUUGUCAAGCUUUGUAGUUUCUCAGACAUGUCCAUUAUUAAGUCAUAUCAUAAUUCAAUCCAAGUGAAAAAAGUAUUCAACUGCUCUAUUAUUCACAGCUUUUUUUUACACAACUUCUGCUGUAAAGGAUUCAAGACAUGGUAGUGAUAGCAAGUUUCAUCCAUUUCCUAAUUUUUUUGUUGCAAUUAUUUUUAUACUGAACAUUGUUAAGUUUAUAUGAAACGUCAUAUAUGGUACAUUAUUACUCGUAUUUUUUGAAUACUGACGCAAUCCAGUCCUAACCUGGCUUCAUCGAGAGACUUUUAUGAAAUUGAUUCAAGCAGUGGCGAAUCUAGGUUGCCUUUUGGACAGGGGCACAUAGAGGGCAAAGUUUUAAUCGUAAAAUGUUUCAAUAAAAUAAUUUCAAAUUGAAAGUAAAAUGAUUAAAACUCAUAUUUUUACUUAAAUAAUACCGUACGAGUAUCCAAAUUCAACAACAGUUGUUUGUUGAAAAUCGUCAGUCAUCGAGCCCAAGGGCGCAUUUUUUAACUUUGCCAUGCGUGCCAUUUUAUGUAGAUAGGCCACUGGAUUCAAGAGUCAUACUACACACUGACACAAUUAUAUUUCUGUAACAUUUCGUCUGACCAGGGUCAGGCUUCCUCAGAUAUACAUAGUUCAAAUAUAUAUACGGUACAUGUUUUUCAACAAUAUAUCCUAAGUAAUUCAAGCGUUUUGCUGCACACUGACACAAUUAUAUUUCUGUAACGGUUCCAUUACAUUUGAACCCAUGACAAUUGCACCUAUAUGCUAUUGCACCUAUGGAAAUUUUUCGUUUCACGGAUAGUUAAACCCAUACUAACCCUAACCCAUGGGUUUUAGCACCCGCAUAUAGAUUGAACCCGUGGAUAUACGCAUGGGUUCAAAUGUACGGUCACCUUCUGUAACGCUUUAUCUGACCAAAGUCUGACCUUCUACGACAAGCAUAUUUCAACUAUUAUGUCAACAUGCCAAUAUUUUUGUUCAUGUAGUAUAUAUAAAUAACCUGCUUUCGUUUUUGAUUAUACAUAGUUAACUUUUCGACAAUAUGUCAAGAGUAUUAUUUUUUGAAAUUUUGAUUUGAUUGCACUUUCAAUCGAGGCUGCUUGCCAGACACGUGACAGAGCUUGCCAGCUGCUUAUCAUUUUUAAUUUCAUUCUGUUGCAAUUCACUUUACUUAUUUAAUUGUACAUGGUGGUGUACAUAGCUGAUUGUAUCUAUGUGCUUUAAAAACACACAGCUAGAUGAGAA